UUAUUAUAUCAACUAGGCCCAAAUAAAUUCACUUCUGCGAAGAGCCAAAAAAACCUUCUAGAGUUUCUUCUCGUUUCUUCUCGCGCGCACAGCACCUUCAACCUACACAAUCUUUUCUCUUUUCUUCAAUUUUUCGUGGAAAACAAAAGAACCUGAAUCCCAUCUCGUCGAAUUCAUCUUCCUGUUUCGUUUUUUUCCUCAACUUGUUCACGAGUUUCAGGUGAAAGCUGAAUGUGUUGUGAUUCAAAGGAAAGUUGCAGUUUGUAAUAAAAAAAGAGUAACUUGUUGGCCCAGGUGUUUGAAUAAUGGCAGAUACCAUAGUUACAACUGACCAAUCUUCUACUCCCUCGCUAAACCCUACCCGAAUAAUCUGUCAUGUAUGUCAGAAGCAGUUUUCUCAAUACACAUGUCCUCGAUGCAAUUCACGAUACUGCUCCCUCCCUUGUUAUAAAUCUCAUAGUCUUCGUUGUACUGAAUCCUUCAUGAAAGAAAACGUUGUUCAAGAGCUCCAGCAAAUGCAACCUGAUGAACAAACCAAACAUAAAAUGUUGGACAUACUGAAAAGAUUUCAUUCAGAAGAGGAAAUGGAUAACACGGAUGAGGAUUCUUUUGAAGAUUCAACUUUGUCUGAGGAGACGAUUGAAAAAAUAUUGUCAGGACAAGAAAUCAGUUUUGAUGAUUUAUCUCUUGAAGAGAAGAAACGGUUUCAAAGAGCUAUUGCUUGUGGAGAAUUAAGCAAGAUGAUCACACCAUGGGAUCCAUGGUGGUCAAAGCAUUCUGCCAGAAAUAUUCGUCUCAGUAAGGAAGGAGCUCAACUUGUUCAACCUCUUUCAGAGCAGGUAUCUCUAGAUGAUUCUGAGAGUAAUGAAUCAAGUGAAAUACCUCUCGGCCCUGAAGUUCCGCUACCUCCUUUAAGUAGGCUUAGUUCCAAGGAACCAUCACCCCUUUUAACUGUUCACCUAGUUGAUAUAUUAUACAGCUACUGCUUCACUCUUCGCCUCUACAACGGGGAUUGGAGGUCAGAUCCAAUAGGGUCAGUCAUGGUUGUGUUGAGUGUAUCUUCAGUUUUGGGCCAAGGUGGGCAGCCAGAGACUGUACUGGAAGCCCUCACGCAUUGUUUGGAGCAAGUAUGUUCUCCAGCUUACAGACACAUGGGAGGGCUACAAUUCGGUUUAGGUGUUAUUGAUGAUGUGAUCAAUCUACUUUCAUUAGGAAGUCCUGCUAUGGUGUGUGCCCUUUGCGAUAUGCGUCGGUUGAUUCAAGAAGGAGACAAGGAGGCCAAAUCAGAGAAGCCAAGAAAGUUUAGGAGGAAUGAAAUUAGAAGUGCUAUUAAGCAGGCAGAAAGGAAAAUAUAUUUCAUCAUGUGUUGGGUCCAUGAGCAGCCAAAGGAAGCUUGGUCUUCUUUAGCAGCCAUUGUUACCACACAAAAAACAUUGGCCAUGAAAUUUCGGGGGAGUAAUAAGGCUGAAAAAAUGAAUAAAGCAGAAACCAGAGGCAAAUGUUUAAUUGAGGAGAUUGAAUGAUUUAUGCAAAUUGUUGUUCCUUACAUGUUAACCACAUUUAUUUAUCUUUUGAAAGUAUGUAUACUUGAAAUAGUUGCUCUCAACACAGUUUUGUACCAUAUACUUUUAGAAGAAGAAAUCUGCAUUUUCAAAUA
This is a messenger RNA of Vicia villosa (hairy vetch), 1657 nucleotides long. RefSeq lists its product as uncharacterized. The transcript has 6 exons. Lineage: Eukaryota; Viridiplantae; Streptophyta; Magnoliopsida; Fabales; Fabaceae. The record is from RefSeq and is a predicted model, not a curated record. The coding region runs from base 306 to 1523 and encodes 405 amino acids.